CGUGUAUGGACUCGAUAAGAAGAUCAAAUACUGACAUUUAGAUCCAGUAUUCCGUCUAGCUCAAGAUGAUUUAUUUAAGAAGUUGGAUAGUCUCUUUUUUAAGCUCGUAUGCAGCUGUUUGCUGCAAAGCCUCAAUAGGUCUAAUGGGUUCGAGUCAAGUUUGUCCAGAUGUGCAUGGCAAAAUUAUGGACCCUGGAAACUCGGCGAGAGCUACUGAAAACCGCAUCGUGAUAGAUUUGAGCAGCCCCCUACCAUGCAGAGGGUUCAUUAAAGGGUGGAAGUGGUUCAACGUGCAAUCUGGGGUUUUCACAGCAACAGUUUGGCGGCGCCAACUGAUGUUAGUGGGGGAGGUCAUCCAGUAUGAGCUGGUCGGACGCACCCACAUCAACUCAACCAUAGCCGUCGGUAUGACGGACUCCUUACAUCUCCCUAAAUCGGAAUGGAUACCAUUUGAAGUAGGUGAUAUGAUUGGACUCAGCUUCGACAAACCACCCGUAUCUGUAACUCCCGACGCCACGAUAAAUGCCGCAUAUCUUAUGAAUCCUAAUCUUAUGUCCAGUAAUGAUGUGAAGGUUGGUUCAUUGCUACCCUUGGCCAGUACUGAAAAUGAAUUCUACUCAUUACAAGCAAUUAUCGAGGUUGGUACUCCAGGUAUCUUUACGACGCCAGUAAUUGCGACGCAAGGGCCUGUAUCUGGUUGGGUUACGGUGCUGAAAUGUACAGUUGGAACCGGUAUUGAUGUUCGUCAGGCAUGGUUAAACGGUACUGGUAUUUCCGAUGAUAACGCAUUCAUGUCAAUGGACACUAAACAAAACUACAGAAACCAUGCUGUCCUGAAAUCGUGGUCAUCUUUGUUUAUUCCUUCGGCCAAGUUAAGCUUUUACGAUGAAUCUCAGAAUUUGGUAGCCUUCAUCUGGUGUUCUGCAAAUGGCUAUACGAUGACAACAUGGUUUUGGCAAAAUCUGUUUAUUGGUUCUUCUUGGAUUGAUAUUUCGCCUGCUUACAGCUUCUCCAACUUUGGUUUUAACGGAUACAACGAGCGUUUAUUUUACGUUGGCCGAUCGGAUGAAUGUGACACAGGUGCAGGGUGGAUCAUGGUUGUCAAUGGACAGACCAAUACCUCCUGUCAGUGGGAAUCUGCUGAAAGUUAUCCAUUGUUCUUGUACAGCAGUGACAAAACAUCGGUCGAAUGGGCAACUGGUAAUGUCGGUCAUGCAACAUUCAUGAUCAUUGAGGUUAAUGUAGUGCCGUCGUAGUGACGACUUAACGUGGCAAAAUUAGAUGACGAUUCAACACAGCUGAACGACAUACACAUCAACAAAUAUCGAUGACGAAUAAAUAUUAUAUCAAUAACUAAAACCCCAACAUUGAUGAUAUGCAAACUUUUAUUGUCGUAGGCAAAUGUUGAGAAUAUAUCAAUCAUACAAUUUCAAAAUAUUUUUACAUGCUUUUUAAUUAAGUAAUCGCCUAACAUUAUUUGGAUGUUGAUUAUCUGUGUCUAAAGCUCUGUCUUUGACAAAAACACA
Anneissia japonica is the source of this 1526-nucleotide messenger RNA. RefSeq lists its product as uncharacterized. The record is from RefSeq and is a predicted model, not a curated record. The coding region runs from base 66 to 1256 and encodes 396 amino acids. Lineage: Eukaryota; Metazoa; Echinodermata; Crinoidea; Comatulida; Comatulidae. The transcript is spliced from 6 exons.